Messenger RNA from Humulus lupulus (European hop), 1143 nucleotides. RefSeq lists its product as uncharacterized. The coding region runs from base 1 to 1143 and encodes 380 amino acids. Lineage: Eukaryota; Viridiplantae; Streptophyta; Magnoliopsida; Rosales; Cannabaceae. The record is from RefSeq and is a predicted model, not a curated record. The transcript has 3 exons.
AUGACGAAGGAUAAAGGUACGAAAUCACAACAUGUUUCUUUGCCUGUUUUACAAGGGGAUUUAGAUAAGAACAUUGAUAAAGGGAAGAAGAUUGGGGAAAUUUCGGAGAAGGGUUCCUCUAAUGGGACCAUGGGUUCUUGUAUCAAAAUUAUUGAUGGGGAUAUUGAGGAAGAAGCUUGGGAUCCAAAUGCCACUUUCACUAAAGAAGAUAUUCGGAUGGUUCCAAUUUGGAUUCAAGUGCAGAAUUUGGAUUUCAAGUAUCGGGGUCAGCGGUCUCUGCUCAAGAUUGUUGGGCAUAUUGGGAAACCAAUAAAGGAAGAUCAAGCGACUAGGAACAGAGAUCUUUUGCAGUAUGCUCGUAUAUUGGUUGAAGUCUCCAUUUCUCAAGUACUACCACAGCAGAUAGUUUUUGAGAAUGAGAAAGGUGAUAUGGUCUAUUUGGGUAUUCACUAUGAGUGGAAACCUAUUGUGUGUACUCAUUGUAAUGGUAUAGGCCAUCACUCUAAAGGUUGCAAGAGGAAACAAAAUUCGGGGAAGAUGUGGGUUCCUAAAAAAACUAAUUUGCAAGGAGAGGUUGUGGGAGAUGUUAUGCCUGCUCCUAAGGUGCAAAAGCCAAGAAUUGAUGAGGAUGGGUUUCAAGAGGUGAAGACUACAGCUAAAAGAUCCCCCGUGGUGCCAAUUGAUAUGGAUAAUAUGUUUUGUGUUUUGGAUGAAAAUGUAGAGGAAUUGCGCAUUGGCCAAGUUCUUUCUAAAGUGAAAGCUAAAAACCUUGGAAGCUUGUAUAUUCAACAUUUUGCAGGCUGGUGUUUCACCACUAAUUUAGCUUACCAUCCAGGUGGUCGGAUAGUGCUUCCUUGGAAUCCAAUCAUGUUUGACUUGGACAUUGAGAGGUGUUCUAGUCAGAUGAUUCAUUAUUUGGUCACUCCAAAGCAUGGUGCUGGUUUUGAAGUUACUUUUGUCUAUGCUUUCAAUGAGAGUGGGGGUAGAGAAUUCUUAUGGCAGGAUCUGAAGGAUUUGUCUGUUACUAUGGAUGGUCCAUGGGUCAUGUUAGGAGAUUUUAAUGCGGUGCUAUUUCCUGAAGAAAGAAUCCAUUUACAUGGUAGGCCUAAUGAUUGUAGAGUAAUGGAGGAUUGCAUGGACUAG